UCUGGAGUGGGACAUUUAAUUUGGGAUAUUCCAACAUCCAACCUCGUCUGGAAUGCAGCAAUUAAAUAUACUAAAUUACACAAAUAUACUUUAUGUAUUUAAUCUCACUUUAUUAACCAAUGUCUUUGCUGCUGACGUUUGAUGAUCCAAUUCAACCAUACUUCAAGCAAAAAUGACUUUAGAUAAACAUCUCGUUUGUGUUUCUAUGGCAGUGGGAAAAUCUGCUCAGCCUGAGCCGCUGUCAUACAGUACGUCAGCUUGACCAGUUACUGACCUGUGUACAAGUUCCUGGUUACUGUUGCGUCUCUUGUGUAAUUAUGGCAUUGUGUGUGAACAUGAGCGUGUCAAAGCAUUCAGAAGAGAACACAAGACAAAUGUGUGCCAAUAUGCAGCUCACGGACAUUAAACAGAAGAGUAAAAGAAAAGUUGAGAAGAGGAAUCUGUGCUGUGCUUGGGAAUGUUCCGAUGCGGAUAGCGGAAUCACCGAUAAUGCAUUUCAUCAAUACCGGGAGGCUAAACAGAAGGUUAGGCACAAAUGCAGUUACUUGGAUGAGAAGAACUUCAUUUUGUCCCCUCAUUUAUUUGCUCAGCCCAGGUCGUGUGUAUCUGCAGCAAAUGAUGCAUCAUAUGGAGCAAACUCAAGAUGGAAAGCAUCACAAAUCACUCGUGUUCCUGCUAAGUCUGCCAACCUGGAUGUGAACAUUACCAGUGAGAGAUCAAGUGCACCAGACCUGAGCUGUGUACCCAUAAAUCCUAGUGAUUCAAAGACCCAGAGACAAAAUAUUAUCAGUGAGAACUCAAUGCAAGUACAUAUUGUAGAGGUGAGCAGGAUUCUGCCAAUGAUAGAGUGGAUUCCGGAAACAUCUCAUGAGCAAAUGACAGUGGAAAGCAAAGCCUGGAGGUGCACAGGAUUUGUCACGGCAAACCAUGAAACAAGGAGUCCUGAAGCUUUUUGGAAAGAGGCAUCUAGACAAAAACUCGAAUGGAGCCAUGAGCGCCUGGCUAAGGCGGCCCACCUUGGGUCAUCAUUGCCUGCCAAAGGCCUGCCAGCCGCAGCCAGACACAGGGUGGUGAUCCAAAGAGUAGCACGAAUAAGAGGUUACAGAGGGACUCGGAUGCAGGGCAGCCAUGGGGAACGGAAGCUCGAACCGUUACCGAAUCACAAAGACCUGCACAAUAUCUACAGUCUGUCAGCACUACAAAAUCAGUAUGAAUGUCUCUGUAGUCCUUUCCAACCACGGUUGAAACACAGUCCAGUGGGAGACCAGCGAGAUGCCGCACAGAACAUUGACAGGAAACAGGAAGGACAGCGGAGACAUUCGGUGUCAGUCGAGAUGCAGGAAGAACGCCGAAUCCCCUCCAACUCCGCACCAUGUCACUUUUUCUCAUAUUUUACAGGUUCUCCAGAGCAAACCAGGCAAUUUUUCAGAGUUCAGGGGCCAUAG
Megalobrama amblycephala (Wuchang bream) is the source of this 1445-nucleotide messenger RNA. RefSeq lists its product as uncharacterized. The record is from RefSeq and is a predicted model, not a curated record. The transcript has 4 exons. NCBI's taxonomy places the organism in Eukaryota, Metazoa, Chordata, Actinopteri, Cypriniformes, Xenocyprididae. The coding region runs from base 318 to 1445 and encodes 375 amino acids.